AUGCAUAAUAAUGAUCUAUUUUUACUAUUUGUUCAAAAUCUUAAAGGUCACCGUUUGAACACCACAGUGAUAAAAUAUGUUUACGCUCACACUGGAGUGGGAUGUGUCCUGCUAUGUCUGAGUGAAGACACAUCAUGUAGAUCUACUAACUUCAGAAAAACCUCAAAUUCUGACAAAAAUUGUGAGUUACUCAGGGAUAUUCAUUCAGAAAAAACAGAUCUCUUACUCAAGGACGUCCAAUUUGAUCACUACCAAUUACUCGAUCCUAAUAGGGUAAGUAUAUGAACCGUUCUUAUACAAGAAAAGAAAAAUUUUCAUAUUCGCGUUCACUGAAUACCUAAAAAAUUACUCAUUUCCAUGCAUUGUGGUCGUUUGAGCACUCAGUCCCAUUAUACUCUGCGCGUGUCUGGAUGCGUUGAUGUCAUUGUUGUAUUGUACCACAUGCCUUGGUGAGCAAGCUCAUGUGAGAAAAAUACUAAUGUAUCACGUUUCUAGACAAUAUGCACCAACGAGGUGCAGGACUUAACAAAUUGAUUUCCACUAUAUUCGCCCAAAAUGGCCACCAUGUUAUUAUGCAUGUUCAACCAAAGAAUUCCAUACAUAGGCAAAGUAAGUACCAGAUAAUUAACGUGAAAAAUGUUUUAUAUGAGUUUCUCAUUAUGAGUCGAUCUAUCAUUCCAACUCGCUCCACGAGCUGCUUGUAUAAGCAGCGUGAAUAUAGCUCGAGAAUUGGUAUCUUUUAAGCAGACUGUCUUUUAAUUUCUAGAAACCUCCAGAACCAGUUUCAACUAGCACUCCUCCUGAGAUAACACAAAAACCAUCAUCAAGUAAGGUUUAAAGCAUAUUUAUAUCAUAACUACACGGUCGACAAGGAGCGAUCUCAUGUAUACAAGUUACUGUACGAAUCGUCAAGUCCGAAUCCCUCAAAAUAAGAAUGGAAUUAACCGAAAGUUCAAGCAAAAUGAAUCAAAGUCAUUCGCUCCGAAAUUGUUCUUCAUUUUACUCAUUCACAACGCUCUCCCCACCCCCCAACCCUCCCCCCACCGAACCGAACCUUCUAUUUAUUUUUCGAUUUGUCUCUCAACUCUCAAAUGAAGUUACGUCAUUAAAUUAUAAUUUAUUGCUACAUUUUAACAUUUAUUAAAUCUUAGCGAUUAUGAGUCAUACAAGUUGCUCAAAUGCAAGCUGGCGGGAAAGUUUCAAAUCGUCUGGCUGGUCAAAAUGUGGCAAGGAUAAUCUUUUCAUCACCGGAUUUUAUCGAAAUCAUCCGUAUAGUGAUAGUGAUCCGAUCACUUUACUUGAAGAAACAAGAUGUUGUUCUUCGAUACAAGAGUUCAGCGAACAGAAUGGCAAUUGUAGAACAGCUAACUGGUGGAAAUCUCUUGAUUUGUAUGUAUUAAAUGUAUCCUUCACAUAUAGGCUUCUUCUAAAAAUUUGUUAGUUAACCUAACUAGGAGGUCGUAAAUUAGAAUAUGGGAACUUGUGUAGGAGGGGGUCUGGGGGAUCAACCCUCAGAAAAUUUUUUUUUGAGCUUCUAGGGCUUAAUCCAUUAAAUUAUCCAUCCAUAAAAUUAUCCAAAUUAUCCUAUAUCUAAGCCAUUAUUUAUCUAACAAAAUUAAUUAUGAUCGAAUCUGGAUGAAAUUUGAAUGAAAAAAUGACAAAUUUUCAUUUUGCUUUUACCCUAAUCUCUAUAUAAAAAGUAUAUAUAUUCACCAAAAAUAAAAAAUUUCACUCCCCUUUAAAUUUACUAAUAUCGAUGCCACCUAUUUUGUUUUAUUUUAAUUCAGUAAUAACCGAUGGAGCCUUUGCCCUUCGGGUUACUUUCUGAAUGGAUUAUAUCGCAAUAAAGGCCAAUUUUUACACAGCAUCGAAGAAGGCUAUUGCUGUAGACCCAACAAUCAUCCUGACCGCUAUGGAUUGUGUUAUGAUGAAGAUGUUGGAGUAUCGUUUGAUAGAGAAGGAUGGUCAAAUUGUUCAAAGCCUGAGUACUAUAUCACUGGAGUUUAUCGUGGAUCUGGGGAAAACUGGCUUAACAAUGUUGACAAAUUUCGAUGUUGUCAAAUGGUUUAGAUAUAUAAAGACUUUGCCACUAAAAUAUUGUUUCUGGUGAUAUAACAGAUAUUAGUCUAUAGUCUUUAGACUAAAAGAUAUUAGUCUAUAGUCUUUAGACCUUAAAAGGAUGCUCCUUAAACGCAGUUUCCCCUGAGGAUCAUGCAUUUAGCCGAAUUAUUCAGCAGUUAUUUUCUUGCGUCCCGUGGGUCGGUGGGUGGAAUAUUCACGGAUUUUGUACAGCAGCAGUGAAAGUAUUUUUAGUCAAUGUUAAUGUUUUCUUGGAAAGAAAGAUGCCAGUUAUAUUUUAAAAAUGUUACGCGC
Messenger RNA from Paramuricea clavata, 2373 nucleotides. NCBI's taxonomy places the organism in Eukaryota, Metazoa, Cnidaria, Anthozoa, Malacalcyonacea, Plexauridae. The record is from the annotation of a GenBank genome assembly.